This is a messenger RNA of Neurospora crassa OR74A, 3262 nucleotides long. RefSeq lists its product as uncharacterized. Lineage: Eukaryota; Fungi; Ascomycota; Sordariomycetes; Sordariales; Sordariaceae. The coding region runs from base 604 to 2151 and encodes 515 amino acids. The transcript is spliced from 5 exons. Gene Ontology annotation, molecular function: ubiquitin binding; phosphatidylinositol binding. The record is from RefSeq and is a predicted model, not a curated record.
GCACUGUUCCUUACCUGCCUUCCCCUCGACUCCCGCUCUCUGUUAGUCGUCAAUAAUCCUCUGCCUUCUCUUACUCACCUGCCUCGCGGGGAACCCAGCAAUUGCAUCAUCUGCUUCGAUAGUUCACCACGAAAUUCAUUCAGUUGCGCGUCCGUCAGAGCUCUCAUUUUCCCGUACACGUAUUUCUCGACGAAUUGAUGAAUUUCGCGACCAAGCAGGCAACAACACAACUCUUCGCCUGUGCGCCCGCCACGUUACGUGCCCAGACAUCAGGCAGACAUUACCGCGGUUUAAGACAAUCCUCAACGUCCACGCCCUCCCUCUACACUCGAGACACCGCCCGAGCUUGGGCGCGAUUAUGACAAGCAAGAUGAAGAACUUCAGCAUGAAUAAGAUGCUAAACAGCAUCAAGAAGAAGCCAACAUUCUCCAAUGGUAAGCGCUGGUCAGAAAGCUGGCUCCGCGACCAAGCCACCGUUUUUGGGAUCGGUUUGCGAUUAUCGCAGGAAGUGGAAGUGGAAAUGGAAAUGGCGACGACACGACAUCCGAUCCGACUGGUGAUGGUCCCGAGGCAACGGCAACCCGUUAUGUGAAACAAUUCUGCAUGUCUGAUAGCGGCAAUUCGGGAGACGAAGUCGCUUUCCUACCAUCGAUCGUCGAGGCAGCCGAGUCGUCGCCGGCCGCCGCCGCAGAAUGCGCCCGCCUGAUUCGAAAAUACUUACAUCGUGACUACUGGACUAAACCCUCAUUGCAAUACAACGCCAUCAUGCUCAUACGAAUCCUUGCCGAUAAUCCGGGUGCGACCUUCACGCGAAACAUGGAUAAGAAGUUUGCCGAUACCACCAAAGAGCUGCUCAGGUCAGGGAAGGACGGCAAUGUUCGACAGAUGCUCAUGGAGACAUUGGAUGCCUUCGAAAACACAAAGGGCUACGAUGAGAACCUGCAAUUUCUUAUCGAGAUGUGGAAAAGGGAGAAGGAAAAGGCAUACAGGGUCUACGGCCACCACAUUUCACCACCCCCACCCCAACAGUACAGUCCCUACUUAUCACACCAUCAGUCGCUCCCGAACCAGCAGGAAUAUUUCCAACGCGCCCAGCACACCUCCCGGCUUCCAGACCCCGUCGAACUCGCCAACCGCCUUGAGGAAGCCCGCACCUCCGCCAAACUUCUCGAGCAAGUAGUCGCCUGCACGCCACCCCAUGAAAUCCUUUCCAACGACCUGAUCAAAGAGUUCGCGGACCGGUGCACGAGUGCCUCGCGCAGUAUCCAGGAGUACAUGUCCGCCACGGACCCCGCCCCCGACAACGACACGAUGGAGAGCCUGAUCGACACCAACGAGCAACUGCAGCAGUCGCUGAACCAUCACCAGCGCGCGGUACUGAACGCCAAGAAGCAGCUAGGCUUGGGCUCCCCCGGCUCCGAGAGCAUGAGCAGGCCAGGCUCGGUGGCGCCUGUAGUGAACGAGCAAAGCCGGCCACCUCCGGCGGCGUCGGGCACGAGUAAUUCUAGAAAUGAAGGCGUCCAGGACUGGUUGGCAAGUAGUAGCGCGGCUGCAGGUGGAAGUGGGAGUGGAAGCGGCAGCGGAAGUGGUCGGGGCGCCGGCGUUGGCGCCAGCAGCAGCAGUAGGGGGAAAGGCAAGGCGGCAGCUACCUCGUCUGAUGAUAACUGGGGCUUGAGCGACUCCAAGUACGAAUCCAUCUCUUCCAGGUCUAUAGCUGGUGGUUCUUUCUCCGCCGCCGCUGCGGGGCCUUCGAGGUCUCACGCGGAAACGCCAUAUCGUGACGAAGAGGACCCGUUCAGGGAUCCGAUCCAGCCUGAUUCUUCAGCGUCUUCGAUGCGGCGAGUACAACCGUCAACGUUGAACACGACGAAUGUGGGGAAUAAUGAUGAAAGAUUGUCAUUCGAGCCAUAUCACCCUGGAUUUGACGGUAGUGGUCACAACAAUAGCACGAGCGACAGGAAAAGCAUCAAUGACAACUACAGUUACAACUCAUCGUCGGCAUACGAUUACAUGGGGGUUGGAGGAGGUUCGGGUACAGGCGCUGGUGCCGGGAAAGCGAGCAACUCGAUACCAGAGCCUGUCACGCCAGUUAGCGACGAUGGGUUGUACGGUAGCGGGGAUGUGCAUCGCUCGACCGGGGUCCAAAGAUGAGGUUUAACGGUACUUGGGCCGGCGAAUGAAUAGAUGACGAUAGCCACCCUUUCCUUCAGCCGUCGUCGAUAGGUUGGGAUAUUGGGGGGGAAAGCUACGACGAUUUGGAACAGGACGCGGCUCCGGGAGGAGAGCACCAGAACGACGAACGAGGUGAUGAGCUGGGUUAAAUUCCACUUAUUCAAAUCGGUUCAAUCAACCAGUCUUCACGAGGAUUCGUAUUUGCUGCCCUCUUCGUCUCUCGCUACAUUUACACCCUCGCAUUCUCAGCUCAUAUCCUUCAUCGUGUCUUGCUCCAUUCUGCCGAUCUGGUUUCAACUACUGCCAAGGAUUGCCUGACUAUUGGGACCCGAGUGCAAGUUUCAGAUCAUCGGCAUCGAUCCUCCCGGGUCUUGAACCCUAAAACUUGGGCAGAGUUGAGUUGUGUCAAGUGUUUGCUGGGUCCACGACAGCAUGACGCUUGAAGCUGCUCCUCUGCUGCGGGGCAGCAGGAAUCAGAACAGCAAGAGCGCUGGGAUUUGCCGACAAGGUGUUAGCAACCCAAUAUUGUUGUUCUUGCAUGAGCGCAUCGUGUUUGUCCGUUGGGCGGUCGAUAUAGUUGCCGAAUGGCCGAGCGAGGACGGGACCCCCUUUCUCGGCGCAUUUGUGGUACGUAGGGAGGAAAAGUCGAUGAUCAAAUGUGGUCGGUAUAUUUUCACGUGGUUACCUGUGGGCGAGGAUAUGGCAGAGACUGCGCUUGUUUGCUUUCCUUGUCUCUUUCAAUUUCCCAUUUUCGGUUUUCUCCAGUUGUUUUCUCCAAUCCCGUCCUCUACCCUCUGGCUUUUUAUCUUGUAUCUUGCAGGCAGACAGAGGCAGCCACACGUCACAUCAAGUGGUCUCGCUGAAACACUCAUCCCUUUUCAUCACACGUACCUGGUCUAACGAGUACAUGAGUCGGUCGAUCAAGAUAUUCGGUGAUACCACAGCACCCCUAGUUUGCUUGUUAGCGCUCUGACUUCUGAAGUUUACCUUUAUACCCUGUCCUAGCAGGGAGAUGUUUGCCUCUUACAGGUACGAAUGUAUAUUCAAGUCAAAUUCAGCUGCGUCUAAGGAGCGGGAUGCGAGUUUCCAU